UUACGAAAAACAAUUUCAUGUUCCGAUUAAAUUUUGAAAACCGAAAAAGUUUUAGGGUUUUCUUCGAGGAAGAAGAGAAUUUUAAGAAAAUUCCUCGAAUAAAAAGAAAAUAAAAUUACAGAAAUCAUCAGAAAUUUGAGGUUUGGUUACAGUUAAAGAUCAAGAUGAUGUUAUCGCUGCAAAGCGAUAAUCGAUUACACCAUCAUCAUCAGCAACAACAUCAGCAACAUCAGCUGCAGCAGAUUCCCGGAGGUGGUGUUGGAUAUUCUAGGGUUUUGUUUGAAGCGGAUCGUGAUGAUGCGUUUGUAAUCAAAUCAGAACCACAACACCAGCAGCAACAUGCGUCUGGAUCUCAUGAAGUGGAUGAAGAUACACUAUUGUCCCUUGCACAUCAGAAAUACAGAUCUGGGAACUAUAAACAGGCUUUGGAUCACAGCAGUGCUAUUUAUGAGAGAAGCCCUCGUCGCACUGAUAAUCUUCUCCUUUUGGGUGCUAUUCAUUAUCAGUUACAUGAUUUUGACACGUGCAUCGUGAAAAAUGAAGAAGCUGUGUUCAUUGACCCAACAUUCGCUGAAUGCUAUGGAAACAUGGCAAAUGCUUGGAAGGAAAAAGGGAAUAUUGAUCGUGCAAUCUACUAUUAUUUGCGGGCUAUUGAGCUACGCCCAAAUUUCAGUGAUGCUUGGUCCAACUUAGCUAGUGCUUACAUGCGUAAAGGACGAUGCGAAGAGGCUAUCAAGUGCUGUCACCAGGCUCUUGCACUAAACCCUGGAUUGGUUGAUGCUCAUAGCAACCUCGGUAAUCUGAUGAAAGCAAAAGGAUUAGUGCAGGAGGCAUAUAAGUGCUAUCUGGAGGCCCUCCGUAUUCAACCAACUUUUGCUAUUGCAUGGUCAAACCUUGCAGGUCUUUUUAUGGAAGCAGGUGAUCUUAACAGAGCGGCUCAGUACUAUAAGGAAGCUGUGAAAUUCAAGCCAACAUUCGCUGAUGCCUAUUUAAACCUAGGAAAUGUAUAUAAGGCCCUUGGAAUGCCUCAGGAAGCUAUUGCAUGUUACCAGCGUGCUCUUCAGGCUCGUCCGGACAAUGCAGUGGCUUUUGGGAAUCUUGGUAGUACAUACUAUGAGCAAGGUCAGAUGGAUUUGGCAAUUCUCCAUUUUAAGCAAGCAAUUACGUGUGAUUCGGGAUAUGUGGAAGCAUACAACAACCUAGGUAAUGCACUUAAAGAUGCCGGCAGGGUUGAAGAAGCAAUCCAUUGUUAUCGUUCAUGCAUCACGUUCCAGCCUAACCACCCCCAGGCUUUAACCAACCUCGGAAACAUAUAUAUGGAAUGGAACAUGCUGAGUGCUGCUGCAACAUGUUAUAAGGCCACAUUAACUGCAACAACUGGGUUAUCUGCUCCUUUCAGUAACUUAGCUAUAAUUUACAAAAAACAGGGAAAUUAUGCCGAUGCUAUAUCUUGUUACAGUGAGGUUCUACGAAUAGAUCCAUUGGCAGCUGAUGUUCUUGUUAAUAGGGGAAAUACAUUUAAAGAGAUCGGUAGAGUUAGUGAGGCAAUUCAGGAUUAUUUGCGAGCUGUUAAUAUCAGGCCGACUAUGGCAGAAGCGCAUGCAAAUUUGGCUUCAGCUUAUAAAGACAGUGGACAUGUGGAGGCGGCUAUUAAGAGCUAUAACCAAGCACUGGUUCUGCGUCCCGACUUUCCUGAAGCAACUUGUAACCUUCUACAUACACUGCAGUGUGUCUGCAAUUGGGAUGAUCGAGACAGCAAGUUCAGAGAAGUUGAAGGGAUUAUAAGGAGACAAAUAAAGAUGUCAGUUCUUCCAAGUGUGCAACCUUUUCACGCGAUUGCCUACCCCAUUGACCCAGUCCUUGCUCUUGAAAUCAGUGGUAAAUAUGCUGCACAUUGUUCUUUGAUUGCUUCCCGCUUUGCUCUUCCACCAUUCAGUCACCCCCCUCGAAUUCCUGUAAAGAGUGAUAUUAGAAGUUUGCGCCUAAGAGUUGGUUAUGUGAGCAGUGACUUCGGUAACCACCCCCUAUCCCAUCUCAUGGGUUCAGUAUUUGGGAUGCAUAACAGAGAAAAUGUUGAGGUAUUCUGUUAUGGCCUAAGUCAGAAUGACGGAACUGAAUGGAGACAGCGCAUCCAAUCUGAGGCCGAGCACUUCGUAGAUGUCUCUGGGUUGUCUUCUGAUGUGAUUGCCCGAUUAAUUAACGAGGAUAAGAUACAAAUCCUGAUCAACCUUAAUGGUUAUACAAAGGGUGCAAGAAAUGAAAUAUUUGCAAUGCAGCCUGCACCCAUCCAGGUCUCAUACAUGGGUUUCCCUGGAACCACCGGUGCGAACUACAUAGAUUAUUUGGUUACUGACGAGUUUGUUUCUCCAACUGGGUACUCACACAUUUACUCUGAGAAGCUCGUCCAUCUCCCACACUGUUACUUUGUCAAUGAUUACAAACAGAAAAAUCGUGAUGUACUUGAUCCAAACUGUCAGCACAAGCGGUCUGAUUAUGGAUUGCCUGAAGACAAAUUCAUUUUUGCGUGCUUCAAUCAGUUGUACAAGAUGGACCCAGAAAUCUUUAUUACUUGGUGCAAUAUUCUUAAACGUGUCCCAAAUAGUGCACUUUGGCUUCUAAGAUUUCCAGCUGCCGGCGAGACGAGACUUCGUGCAUUUGCUGCUGCAGAAGGAGUGCAACCAGAUCGGAUUAUCUUUACUGAUGUUGCCAUGAAAAGUGAACACAUUAGACGUAGUGCUCUAGCAGAUCUAUUCCUUGACACGCCAUUAUGCAAUGCACACACAACUGGAACAGAUGUUCUCUGGGCUGGUUUGCCUAUGGUGACUCUGCCCCUGGAGAAGAUGGCUACCAGAGUUGCUGGUUCACUGUGUCUGGCUACUGGAGUUGGAGAGGAGAUGAUUGUCCACAGUAUGAAGGAGUACGAGGAGAAGGCAGUAUCACUGGCUGAGAAUCGUCCAAAGCUCCUGGCUCUCACUAACAAACUAAAAGCAGUUCGUUUGACUUGUCCCUUAUUCGACACUGCACGCUGGGUGCGGAAUCUGGAAAGGUCAUAUUUCAAGAUGUGGAAUAUCUACUGUUCAAGCGAGGCUCCCCGGCACUUUAAGGUAACGGAGGAUGAUACUGACUUCCCGUACAACAGAUAGAGUUGGCGAAAGGUAAUAUACGUGGUUUGUAGAUAAAACAAAAAAAGUGCAAGAAAAAUAUAAAUCGAUAUAGUUGGGAGGUUCAGAGGUUAGUUCUAACCAACUCCUUGUUUGUUCAAGGGAGUCGUUGGGUCCAGUCUAAUUUGGUGAGAGAAAUGAAGUAUAUCUACAUAUAUAUACAUAUACAAGGGGGAGAGGAGAUGGAUAGAUAGUUAAUAUUGUUUUCUUCUUGUUCUUUCGUUUGUUGGAGACCAAAAUUUAGUAAAAUAGUGCUUUAAACAAUUGUAGCAGCGUAGUACCCAUUUGAGAAUGAAAUCUGUGAAAUUUGCCAAA
Papaver somniferum (opium poppy) is the source of this 3476-nucleotide messenger RNA. Its product is annotated as probable UDP-N-acetylglucosamine--peptide N-acetylglucosaminyltransferase SEC. Gene Ontology annotation, molecular function: protein N-acetylglucosaminyltransferase activity; protein binding. The coding region runs from base 165 to 3143 and encodes 992 amino acids. The record is from RefSeq and is a predicted model, not a curated record. The transcript is spliced from 28 exons. Gene Ontology annotation, biological process: protein O-linked glycosylation. Lineage: Eukaryota; Viridiplantae; Streptophyta; Magnoliopsida; Ranunculales; Papaveraceae.